This is a messenger RNA of Benincasa hispida (wax gourd), 2386 nucleotides long. RefSeq names its product putative protein phosphatase 2C 52. The record is from RefSeq and is a predicted model, not a curated record. Lineage: Eukaryota; Viridiplantae; Streptophyta; Magnoliopsida; Cucurbitales; Cucurbitaceae. Gene Ontology annotation, biological process: protein dephosphorylation. Gene Ontology annotation, molecular function: protein serine/threonine phosphatase activity.
UCUUCUGGGUUCUGACCUUAUCCAAAAUGGUGGUGCAUUCAAAUAACAGUGCUUUAUUUAUCUGUUAUAAGAAAUAAAUACACUACCUCUGUAUUAAUAAACAACUCUCUCUUUUUUCUCUCUCUCUAUCCGACUCAUCAAUUGAGAAAAAAAAAUCAGGCAUUUAACCUAGAACCAAAACCACACACCCAAUUUUGGCUUUUCCUCAAACUUUCCCUCGUUUCUCAUUGGGGCAUUUACUCAUUACUUUCUUCAUACAGUUGUUAAAGCCUCCUUUUUUCUUGUUCCUUUUGCCAUUUGUGCAAAAAUUGCUUUAUGGGUAUGUUUUUAUUUGCUUGAAUUUUGGUGUUUUUCAGGUUUGGUUUCCAUUCUUUUCAGCUGGUAUCCGUCAUCCACUCGUCUUCCAAUGAAAGGAUUGAAAUUUGACUGAAAAAAAAAAAAUCCAAAGUCUUAACAUAUUGAGUGUUUCAAUGUGUCACUUGAGAUCUAACCUAAAAGGGGAAUCUUGUCAUUCUUAUUUACAUCAGAAGAUGAUGCUCUUUUGAAGCCAAGAAAGAAAAUGGGUGGUUGUGUCUCUACAAGCAGCCAUAGUGCAUGUAGUAGCCAAAGCAAUGGGGAAUCAGUUUCUUCUUCAUGUUUGGGAAUUGAAUUUCGAGGUCGAAAGCGAACAAAAAGAACAUUCUCCGACCAUGUUUAUGCUCUUCAGAAUCUUCCUUCAGCUCCCAACAGGAUUUUCAUGAAUGGAAAAAGUCGGUCUUCUUGCAUUUUCACUCAACAAGGUCGCAAGGGCAUAAACCAGGAUGCCAUGGUUGUGUGGGAAGAUUUCAUGUCAGAGGACACGAUCUUUUGUGGUGUAUUCGAUGGACAUGGACCUUACGGUCAUCUCGUUGCUCGAAAAGUGAGGGAUACAUUGCCUAUUAAGUUGUUGUCAUUCUUCCAGUCUCCUCAGUUGAAGCAAAAUGACUCUGGUAAAACCUGUUUCCAGAGGAAUUUGAAGACACCUCCUGAUUGUGAAGAUUCUGAGAAGGAUGGUUUUGUAGAGGACUCACAGAAUUCGGUUUGGAGAGAUGCAUUUUUGAACUCAUAUAAAGCUAUGGAUAAGGAGUUGAGAUCACAUCCUAAUCUGGACUGCUUUUGCAGUGGUAGUACUGCAGUCACCAUAGUUAAACAGGGGUCAAAUCUCUUCAUGGGGUAUAUAGGGGACUCGAGAGCAAUCCUCGCUUCAAAGGACGCCAAUGAUUCCACAGUGGCAGUUCAAUUGACCGUGGAUCUUAAGCCAGAUUUGCCAAGAGAAGCUGAAAGAAUAAAACGAUGUAAAGGUAGGGUCUUUGCAUUGCAGGAUGAACCUGAAGUGCCAAGGGUGUGGUUACCUUUUGACGAUGCACCUGGUUUGGCAAUGGCUCGAGCAUUUGGUGACUUCUGUUUGAAAGAAUAUGGAGUUAUCUCUAUACCUGAAUUCUCUCAUCGAACCCUCACUGACGCGGAUCAGUUCAUCGUUCUUGCAUCAGAUGGGGUAUGGGAUGUGUUGAGCAAUGAAGAGGUGGUUGAUAUAGUGUCCUCGGCCCCAACCCGGGCAUCAGCUGCGAGGUCUGUGGUGGACUCUGCUGCUCGUGAAUGGAAACUUAAAUACCCUACCUCAAAAAUGGAUGACUGUGCUGUCGUCUGCUUAUUUUUGGACGGGAAGAUGGACUCCGAAUCCGACUGUGACGAACAAGGCUUCUCAUCUGCAACAUUGCGUAGUAAUCAUUCGGGUACUGCUAUUGAAUCCGAUGAUGGCCAGAGGUCUGAACCAUGUUUGCAAAGGAAUAACACCGUCAGAUCAUCCGAAGAAAGCAAGGAAUUACCUGUCGACGAUGGGGAGAUUGGUGAUGCUGUACCUGCAGAAGAUCAAAACUGGUUGGGUUUGGAAGGAGUCACUCGAGUGAACUCGCUUGUUCAACUUCCUAGAUUUUCCGAGGAAAGGCCAGCAGUGUCAUAGGUUUUAUAAAAUUCUGGGACUGUUAAUCCAAAAUGGAAAAGUAAAUCUUUCAAACUGGCUGCUGGGUUAAAGGUUUAUGCAGGUACAUUUUUGCUACCAGUGUAUGUUGAAUUGCACAAAAGUUUACUGCUUUCAUAGAUCAACUAAAUUGGUUCAAUGAAUGUCAAUUAUCAAUAUCCUUUCCCCAAAAUGAAAAUGGAUUACCUAAACACCAGAUUUUGCUGCUCAUCUUAGGGGACCAUGGAAUCUUAUUUAAGUUACCAAACUAAACCAAUUCGACAAUGUGGUAAGAACCAGGUUCUUAACUUUUCGUUUCAUAGCAAACUAAACCAACAAGUUCUACGAGGAGAAUAGUGCAAUCAGUUGGCAGAAACAACCAACAGAUGGAGAGCAAAAUUGAUUCUUUGG